GAUUGAUGAGGGCAGUGAGUUCUCUGGUUUGAGGCUCUCUUAUUGUGGUGGGGAUUGAUGGGGGCAGUGAGUUCUAUGGUUUGAGGCUCUGUUAUUGUGGUGGUGUAUUAAUGGCGAAUAGGUUUAAUUCUCUGGCUUUGGUUUUCCUCCAGGUUCUGUGAGUCCCCCACCAGUGACUUGGAGAUGAGGAACGGCCGGGGCCGGGGCAAGAGGAUAAGGCCUAACGGAAACACGCCCGUCAACGAGAACAGCAACUCGUCGGACAACAAGGGCAGCGGCACCAGCAAGACGCGCGCCGCCAACAGCAGCAGCAAGGGCCGGCGGGGCACGCCGCCCAACAGCAACACAGAAGACGUCAAAGUCAGCCCUUCGUCGACUAAUAAGCGCAAGAACAAGCCCGCCUCAGACAUGGAGCCCAACUCCAGCUCAGAGGACACCAAGGGCAGCAAACGCACGCGCACCAACUCCAACAGCGGCCCUGGAGGAGUGCCCCAGCCGCCUCACGCCGUCCUCCCUGGAGGAGUACCCCAGCCGCCUCACGCCGUCCUCCCUGGCAAGCCCAGCAUAAAGAUGGAGACACUGCCCCCGCAGCAACUCGACCGCAACUGCCCUUCGCCAGUGCUCAUUGACUGCCCGCACCCCAACUGCAACAAGAAGUACAAGCACAUUAAUGGCCUCAAGUACCACCAGGCCCGUGCCCACAAUGAUGAUGACAUCAAGCUGGACAUGGAUGGGGACAGUGAGUACGGGGAGGACUCUACGCUCCACCCCGAUCCGAGCAGCUGCAAUGGGGCCUCCAUCUCUCAAAAGGGCUGCUUGUCACCGGCCCGCUCAGUCACGCCCAAGGGUAGGGGCUUUGAGGCCCAGACUCCGUCGCCCUCCUCGGGUAAGUUUGGCUCCAAGCAAGGUAAAAAGAAGCCCUGCGAGGUCGAUCUAGAGGCAGGGGGCAUGCCCAUGGAUGGCUGUGAGGACGGGCCCUGCCUAACGGACGAGGCCAGCAACGACGGCAUGGACGACAAGAAGGACAAGGCCAAGAAGACGGGUAGCGGCUCCAAGGCAGACAAGCUGGCCCAGAAGGGCAUGAAGUCAACGCGGCCCAUCGCCCCGACCAUACCACCUCAGCAGCUCUACUCCCUACAGACGGCAGGCGGCUUCCCUGCAGCCAGCCCUGGCUCCACCCCUGCCAUUGGUUCAGCAGUUCAGUCUAUCCCCAAGAGCCCUCAGCUGAAAGCGAUCCAGUCCAAGCCCUCGGCACUGGGAGACCCCUCGCCUGUGAACCCAGCGCUGAGCGGCUCCAAGGACAAGAAGAAGAAAGACAAGAAGAAGAAGGAGGCAGGAAAGGAGGGAGAUAGCCCCAAAGGGAAAGGGGGAAAGCCAGAGGAAGGCAAGAGCCCGUACUCUGAAUCUUCGGACCCGGGGAGCAAAGGCGACGGGCUGCUGAACGGCUCAUCAGACCCCCACCAGAGCCGGUUGGCCAGCAUCAAGGCCGAGGCGGACAAGAUAUACAGCUUCACCGACAACGCUCCCAGUCCCUCCAUCGGUGUGGCCAGCAGGAUAGAGGCUGGAGGCAUGGCCCAGCCCCUCACCCCACUCCAUGUGGUCACACAAAACGGAGCUGACAACUCCUCGGUGAAGACCAACAGCCCGGCCUACUCUGACAUCUCGGACGCGGGCGAGGACGGCGAGGGCCGGGUGGAGGGUGUCAAGGGAGUCAAGUCCGAGGAGCAGGCCACCCGAGAGGGGACCAAGAAGGCCCUGUUCCCCACCCAAACAGCCAGCAAGGAGUCCCCCUACUAUCCCGGCUACGAGAAUUACUACUCCCCAAACUACGCCAAUCCUAACCCUAGCCCGGGGGUGUCGGCCACGGGGGCCACGCAACAGGAGGGGGCCCAGGUCAAGGUGAAAAAAGAGGAGCAGGAGGAGCGUAAGGUCAAGCAGGAGCAGCAGGAGGAGCGUAAGGUCAAGCAGGAGCAGCAGGAGGAGCGUAAGACCGAGAUGGGUGCCUCUGGACCGGGGCAACAGCAGCAGCAGCAACAGGCCUCGGUCAUCCAGCAGCGCUCCAACAUGUAUAUGCAGCCUCUCUACUACAACCAGUAUGCCUACGUUCCCCCGUACGCCUACCACCCGGACCAGGCCUACCACAACCACCUGCUGAACACCAACCCGGCCUACCGGCAGCAGUACGAUGAGCGGCAGAGGCAGGUCGUAGCCGAGCAGCACCGCGCCGCCGAGAAGAAAUCAGACGCUGCUGGAAAGGAGCGAGAGCGAGAGGGCUCCUCAGGGAAGGAGCGGGGUGAGGAAUGGAAGCAGAAGGCUUUGGUGCCCCCCACCCUCUCCAAGGCUCCCAGUGUCACAGACCUGGGCAAAGGCGGGCUGCCCCAGGGCAAGCCGCCCAAAGAGCCCUCGUCCUCCUCGGAGCAGACCAAGUCAUCGGUCAUCAUGCCCAAGGGGGAGGACGCCAAGGCGCCGGCCCAGCAGGCUGAGGGGCUAAAGAUGAAGCUGAGUGAAGGAGGGCACCACGGGAAGGGGGAUGAACCCAAGGCGGGCAUGGAGUCCGGCAGGCCCUCGGCCAUGGAACAGGCCAUGUGGUACAGACAGGAGCCUGACUCGCGGCUGUGGCCUUACCUCUACCCCAGCAAAUACCCUGAGGCCCAGAAACCACAGGACGUGGAGCGCCACAGGGAAAGAGACAGAGACCGAGGAGAGCGGGACAGAGACCGAAAGGGCAAGGAGGGCAGGGACGAGAGGGCUCGGCCCAAAGACGUCACCCCAAAGGAGGAGAGCAAAGAGGGGGUUGAGCCCCGGUUGUCUUUGGCCUUGGAGGAACACCGGGGGGUGGGAAAGGACCCAAGGGGCACCGCUGGCCACAUGCAGUUCUCCUCUCCCAUGGCCCAGCACCAAGGCUACAUGCCUUACAUGCAUGGCGCCUACGCCUACGGCCAGGGCUAUGACCCCAGCCACCCGGGCUACCGCGGGAUGCCAUCAGUCAUGAUGCAGAACUACCCUGGGUCCUACUACUCAUUCUAUGGCAAUAAGAUGGGGCCGGGCGAGGAAGGCGGCGAGAAGGCGGCGCGCGCCAGCCCCACGGUCGGUGGCAAGUCGUCCUCCGAGGCCAAGGCCCUGGACAUCCUUCACCAGCACGCCAGCCAGUACAAGAGCAAGUCGCCCACGGUCGGCGAGAAGACCUCCUCGCAUGAAAGGGAACGGGAGCGCGCUGUGGCCGAGCGAGACAUGGACCGGCCGCGUUCCUCUCCCUCACAGCGCAUCAUGCCUUCCCAUCACCACCUGGGCUACCCGCUGCUCUCGGGGCAGUACGACCUGUCCUACGCCACAGGUCUCUCUUCAUCAGCCAUAGUUGCCAGUCAACAAGCCUCCUCCCCCUCCAUGUACCCCCCUGCACGGAGAUGAGAAUGGGAGACCUGAUUGGCUGACCUCGACCUUGCUUGGAGCCAUGUGACUGGAUCACACAAAGAAGCCUGAUGCAGAGCUCAUUUUAAGACAUCAGUUCAAUGGUGUUUGGUGUAUUUUUUUAGUUUCUGCCUGGUUGUUCCGGCUGUUCUGCUUCCUCCCUCCGCUAGUGGGGUGGCCACCCUACGGCAAGGCUUCCCGUGGCUGGCUUGAGGGCUCACCGAGCCCCCUCCUCUGUCUGGCCAGCCAGUCACUCCUUUGCACCACUCACGUGAUGGACUAAAAGGUCUGAGGGACGGCCUGACGAGGCUGACGCGUUCUGAUGGAGUGAGGCCUUAUCACACGGACGGGCCAUAUUGGAAGUGGAGAGUGUAGAUGGGAGAGGGGUUCGAUCAGAAACAUACUGGAUUAAGUUUGGAAUCACUACAUAGAGAUAUGGACCUAUUGGAUUGAUGGCUGACCCUGAGCCUGAGCGUGAUAGGGUUGCAGCUUGACUUCUGGGUUCUUUCAUCCAUCCACCAAACUACCCACUGACCCGGAGGACAUUUUGAGACAUUCAUUGCAUUGCAAUGGACCCAUGUUUUUCCCCCUUCUGUUAUUUUUUUGGUGGGGGGGUCGUUGUUUGGGCCAGAGGAGGGGUGACUGAAAGGGGAGCGACUGGUUUUCGUUGUCUCCAUCCCUCUCCACCACUCUGGGCUUUCUAUGCAAGCCGAAGCUGCUCUUCUCCUUAUACUGACAGAGACAGCCCUCCUCUUCCUCGGUUCAGUUUCAGGGGGAGGAAACAUUCAAGUUCAGGCUCUGUUGAAUCUGUAGUUGUUUGUGUGAAAAGUUAUCAAUCGCCUACUUGAGUUCAUUCAGAGAGUCAAACUAUCCGUGUUUGUUUUUUUGUUGCGUUUUAUUUGUACACAGCUUUUUAUUUGUACAAGGCUUUUUAUUUUUGUGCGUCGUUCGUUCCACAGCAUUAGUCUCACAACUAUUCAUGUUUUUGUAUUAUUUUAGCAGUUUAUUUGAUUUUUUUUUUUUCUUUGUGUGUCUUGUUGGCUUGACGACCGUGUUUCCAUCUCACUCUGACCCAGUGGUAAAACAAACUCCUUUGGCUGUUUGUGUCUGUGUUGAACACUUCUGGCCUUUCUGUGGUGGCGGUGACAGCUGUCUCCUCGUUUCCUUUCCCAAAGGGUCAUCCAGUUUACAAAGUAGCUCCAAUGCAUCUGCUCCAGCUCCCAGCUCCUCAGCAAGGACCCCGGCUUAAAGGGAGAGGAUAUAUUUGUGCCUGGAGGUACUUUGGCUUAGAGAGAAGAGGAACGGAGAGGAGCAGGGAUGUACCAUCCUGGUGCUCUCCAAGCUCUGUGACCCGGCAGGUUGCGCUAAUCAGAGGAGCUGACUGGACUCUUCAGAUGCUGCCUCUAGUUCCAUCCAUCUUCACUGGGCACUGCAGAGGGGGAGAGGGGUUCUCAGACAGGCAGACAGGCAGACAGGCAGGCAGACAGACAGACAGGCAGGCAGACAGGCAGCCCAGGUCGUAAAGUGCACAAGGCUUUUGUUUUGUCUGUUUGUGCACACUGUCUGGGACCUACAUGGCUAUAUGAGAACGGUCUGCAAGCCACAGUCUGGCAGUCGCUGCUGCUAGUCUCUCACCAAACUGCAUCAUGGGUUAUCUGCAGUCCUCCCUCAUCAAUGGACAUGUAAGAACACAAAGGGAAACUCUCUCUAGAGCUGUCAGUGGAUGCUCAGUAGAUAUGACUGCUGCACUCACUCUCCCUCUGUCCUGUAGUGAUGGAGAGACAGGCAGCUCUCUCCCUCUGUCCUGUAGUGAUGGAGAGACAGGCAGCUCUCUCCCUCUGUCCUGUAG
Molecule: messenger RNA, 5257 nt
Organism: Salvelinus namaycush (lake trout)
Lineage: Eukaryota; Metazoa; Chordata; Actinopteri; Salmoniformes; Salmonidae
Product: zinc finger protein 609-like
Exons: 5
Coding region: 184-3408 (1074 amino acids)
Biological process (GO): regulation of transcription by RNA polymerase II
Cellular component (GO): nucleus
Source: RefSeq, a predicted model, not a curated record